GAACUUGGCGUAUAACUGUUAAAACGGGUUGUCAUAGGACACCAGUUGCCUGCUUCAUGACGUCACAGUGUCUGCGUUUCAUAACAACCCGAGGCAGAGAGUACGUUUGCUGUCUCUACUGCACAGCGGCUACUGCUAACACGGUUAAUCGAAUAUGGACAUAGACGCGUGGUACAUAAACAGUUCUGAUGAAGACCAGAGAAAACCACACCGACUGGAACCGAACAAACCAGUCUCUUUGGACGAACUGGAGAAGCUGGGGGUGUUCUACAGGAAGCUGGAUGCAGAUAUCUAUGAAUCAGACCCAGAGCUGGAGAAGAUCUGCAAAGACCAGGGCUACACAUAUAUGGACAUCAUCACUAUUAACAAGGACGCGCUACCAAAUUAUGAAGAGAAGCUGAAGAUGUUCUUUGAGGAACACCUGCACAUGGACGAUGAAAUCCGUUACAUCCUGGACGGACGAGCUUACUUUGACGUCAGGGACAAGGAGGACAGAUGGAUACGAAUUGCAAUGAGCAAAGGAGACUUGAUCACAUUACCAUCUGGAAUUUACCACCGCUUCACCCUGGAUGAGACCAACUACACCAAAGCCAUGAGGCUGUUUGUUGGGGAGCCAGUGUGGAAGGCAUACAACCGUCCAGCAGAUGACCUGGAGAUCCGGAAGAAGUAUCUGGAUUCUCUGCAUUGACUCCAGAGAUAGAGGGGCACCUCGCCAUCAACUCAGAGGUUUAAUUAAUUAUUUUUCCUCAGACUCUUAGGAAACUAAGAUCUGAGGAUACAGGAGGACCGCGUUGACCACUGUGAUAAUGUCUGUAGUUUUACUUGAAAGAAAAGAGUGGGAACCCUAAUUAUAUUGCUCCACGUUGACGUCUCUGACCUUAUGUUGACCUCAUGGUUGCACUAGAAUCUAGCAAGAAACAACAAUUCCAGCCUGUUAAUAACUACUCAGAGAUCCCUUUUCCUACUGCUUAGCUAAGCUAUUAUAUUCCUCCACACGAUUGUGAAAUUUCACAAAUGGUUACAUUACAUUGUUCGUCCAGCAGGGGAGAGUUCGACAGAAUCUGUGGUUGGUUGAAGUCAGCAUGGUCCGUUGUACAGCCAGUAGGCUAAUUUUCAUAACCAUAUCACGUGAUGUUCUUUAAGGUAAAAUGAUUUUGUUAUUCAAACACAGAACAUGAAUUGUACUGGUACCUAAUGUCAGCUGUUCGUUAGAUAGAAAAUAAAGGAAGUCUCUUUGGAUGUCGUUUUAUCUACUGAGCCGCGACCUUAAAAUUUGUAUUCUUUAAAAUAAACUUUUACAAAUCUGCUGCA
Molecule: messenger RNA, 1311 nt
Organism: Cynoglossus semilaevis (tongue sole)
Lineage: Eukaryota; Metazoa; Chordata; Actinopteri; Pleuronectiformes; Cynoglossidae
Gene: adi1
Product: acireductone dioxygenase 1
Exons: 4
Coding region: 155-688 (177 amino acids)
Molecular function (GO): acireductone dioxygenase [iron(II)-requiring] activity
Source: RefSeq, a predicted model, not a curated record